UAGAGAAACCCAGAGAGAGAGACGGCGUUCUCUGGCAGCAAAUAUGGAAUGAGCUGUGGUUAAUAAAUAAAACCAGCAGCAGGUCCUACAGCCUUCAUCUGCAGGUGAAGAAACAUCUGCUCACUAUGGAGCCGAACGGACCAGUGAGUCCCGCCCAGGACGGUGCAGCAGCACCCAGGUGGAGUGUCGGCUCCGGCUCCGGCCUGCAUUACGGCUCCUUCGUGAACAGCCUUGCAUCGCUGACGCCCAACGCCGUGGAGAGUCCGGCCAUAUCCCCCCGACGCGCCCACUUAGCCGUGGCUGUGCUUUGCUACGUUAACUUGCUCAACUACAUGGAGCGGUACACAAUAGCAGGCGUCCUGUCCGACAUUCAGGCCUUCUUUGAAAUAAGUGACAGUACAGCUGGACUCCUACAAACAGUGUUUAUCUGCAGCUUCUUGCUCUUGGCGCCGUUGUUCGGUUACCUCGGGGACCGCUACAACCGGAAGUACAUCAUGAUUGGUGGUUUGAGUGUGUGGCUUGUGACUGCAGCUGGCAGCUCUUUUGUCUCUGCAUCGCAAUUCUGGCUCCUCGCUCUGCUGCGAGCGUUGGUCGGGAUCGGAGAAGCCAGCUACUCCACCAUCGCUCCCACCAUCAUCGGUGACCUCUUCACUGGGGGGAAGCGGAGCAUCAUGAUCUGCGUCUUUUACGUCUUCCUCCCUGUGGGAAGUGGUCUUGGAUACAUCGCCGGGGCCGGGAGUGCUUCUUUCACCGGGGACUGGCACUGGGCCCUCAGGAUCACCCCCAUUCUGGGUGUCUUGGGACUCGUCUUGAUGAUCCUCUUCUGCCCUAACCCACCCAGAGGUGCUGCAGAGACCCAGGGAGAGGGCGUCACCACGCAGAGCUCUUACAAGGAGGAUGUCAAGUAUCUGCUGAAAAAUAAGAGCUACGUGCUGUCAUCACUGGGCGUGACGGCUCUGGCCUUCCUCACCGGAGCGCUGGCCUUCUGGUUGCCCACUUUUCUGACCAGAGCUCGUGUCACUCAGGGACUGCUGCCACCCUGCACCGAAGAGCCCUGCGUCUCCACGGACAGUUACGCCUUCGGCGCCGUGACGGUGGCGACGGGCAUUCUGGGAGGGAGUCUUGGCACUUUUUUAUCCAGACGGUUAAGGGAUAAGAUGCCAAAUGCGGACCCACUCAUCUGUGCAGUCGGUAUGCUGGGAUCGGUCCCCUGCCUUUUUAUCAUCAUCUUUGUGGCAUCUACAAGCAUUCCAGCCACUUAUGUCUUCAUCUUCUUUGGUGAGCUGCUGCUGUCACUGAACUGGGCUGUCUUGGCUGAUAUACUGCUGUAUGUUGUCAUACCGACCAGACGGUCCACUGCUGAGGCUCUGCAGAUCACAGUGGGUCACCUCCUGGGUGACGCUGGGAGUCCUUAUCUAUUAGGAGUGAUCUCUGAUGCUAUCCGCACAUCUGACCCUGAAAACUACGACUGGAGCUUCCACAGUCUGAAGUACAGCCUCCUGGUCUGCCCGUUUGUCGGCAUCUUGGGGGGAGUGUUUUUCCUCAGUACCGCCGUCUACAUCGCUGACGACAGGAAAGCAGUGGAGCAGCUGCUUCAAGGUGCUCCUCAACCCCAGCAGGAGCCCACGCCUGAUUCCUCCGUGGAGCUGAGCGACCAGGUGAAAGCGUGAAGCUCCACAAAAGCUAUCAUGUAAAUAAAGUCUGUAUUUGAUGUUAAGUUAAAAAUCUGUGGUGUGCAGAGCAGAAUGUAUGGGCCGACUUGAAGAAAAUGCUUUUAGUCACUUUACACCCACACACUGAUUGUAGAAGCAAAGAAAACGGGUGCAUUCACACUUAAAGACCAUCACAGACUUUUUAAAAACUGUCUGUUCACUUGUUCUCUCAGGCUUGUCUGGAGUCAGUUUUAUUUGUAAAGCCUCUGAGGGCUUUACAGUGAGUACUGUACACCGUGUAAAACUCACCCUCCUCCACUCAUUUACAGGACUUGACAAAAGAAAUCUGAACUUGUGUUGUGCCUUUUCUCUUCAAAGCAGUGCAUCAGUGUGGUUUCACAGUGGAAGUGUUGUCACCACGAUACCUCCCGGUUCACUGGCACUGUGCGGUAUACUUGAAAAGUAAAUGUAAUUAUAUAUUCUGUCACUGUAAAUGUUGUUUUUUAAUGUUUUAAUAAAUGUGAUUAUCUAUCUA
Stegastes partitus (bicolor damselfish) is the source of this 2187-nucleotide messenger RNA. RefSeq names its product SPNS lysolipid transporter 3, sphingosine-1-phosphate (putative) (gene spns3). Lineage: Eukaryota; Metazoa; Chordata; Actinopteri; Pomacentridae. The record is from RefSeq and is a predicted model, not a curated record. Gene Ontology annotation, molecular function: transmembrane transporter activity. The transcript is spliced from 13 exons. Gene Ontology annotation, cellular component: membrane. Bases 126 to 1670 code for a protein of 514 amino acids. Gene Ontology annotation, biological process: transmembrane transport.